Messenger RNA from Vidua chalybeata, 5173 nucleotides. It is a transcript of the gene SLC38A6, whose product is annotated as solute carrier family 38 member 6. Lineage: Eukaryota; Metazoa; Chordata; Aves; Passeriformes; Viduidae. Gene Ontology annotation, biological process: L-glutamine transport; amino acid transmembrane transport. The transcript has 16 exons. The record is from RefSeq and is a predicted model, not a curated record. Bases 20 to 1432 code for a protein of 470 amino acids. Gene Ontology annotation, molecular function: L-glutamine transmembrane transporter activity.
UCGGCGGGCGCGGGGGGCGAUGGCGGCGGCGCCGCCUUGGGGGUCCGGGCGGGUCCGGCCCCUGCCCGCCCGCGGCUGGUACCUCUCCGCCCGCGAGCGGCGGGAGGAGGACGAGGAGGAGGAGGAGGAGGACCGGGAGACCGCCCCGCUGCUGCUGCCGCCGCCGCCGGGCAGCAGUUCUUCAAGUCGUGGUUCUUCCUUUGCUUUCUCAGUGUUUAACUUAAUGAAUGCAAUCAUGGGCAGUGGGAUACUUGGCUUAUCCUAUGCCAUGGCCAACACAGGGAUCAUGGGGUUUAGUAUCUUGCUGCUGAUUGUUGCCAGCCUUGCUUCUUACUCUGUGUUUCUUCUGCUCAGUAUGUGCACUCAGACUGCUGUCACUUCUUAUGAAGACCUUGGCCUUUUUGCAUUUGGAUCAGCUGGAAGGGUCCUUGUUGCAACUACAAUAAUUAUCCAGAAUAUUGGAGCCAUGUCAUCUUAUCUGUUAAUUGUGAAGUCUGAACUUCCCGGGGUUGUUGCGGGGCUUUUGAGUGGAGCCGAGAGUGGGUCUUGGUACCUUGAUGGGAGACUGCUGCUGCUGCUUACUUCAGUCUGCAUUGUUUUUCCUCUUGCCCUUCUUCCUAAAAUUGGCUUUCUUGGCUACACAAGUAGUUUAUCAUUUUUCUUUACGGUGUACUUUACUCUUGUGGUUGUGAUUAAAAAAUGGUCAAUCCCCUGUCCUCUACCUCUGAGUAGUGCCAUGGAGAAUUUACAGGUUUCAAAUUCUACUGGGGAUUGUAAAGCAAAGCUCUUUCAUCUUUCAAAAGAGAGUGCUUAUGCAAUACCAACUAUGGCCUUCUCUUUUCUGUGCCAUACCUCAGUCUUGCCAAUCUAUUGUGAGCUCCAAAGUCCAUCCAAAAGGAGAAUGCAGAAUGUAACUGUCACAGGAAUUGGUCUGAGUUUCCUAAUUUACUUUAUGUCUGCUCUCUUUGGGUACCUGACAUUUUAUGACAAAGUGGACUCUGAACUGCUGCAAGGUUACUCCAGGUACCUGCCCCACGAUACCAUCAUCAUGACUGUGAGAGCAGCCAUUCUGUUUGCUGUGCUCCUGACAGUCCCUCUAAUCCAUUUCCCAGCAAGGAAGGCUGUGUUGAUGGUAUUUUUCUCUCAUCUUCCUGGGUCGUGGAUUUGCCAUAUCCUUGUCACCUUAACACUGAAUGCAGUUGUUGUUCUGUUUGCAAUGUAUGUGCCAGACAUAAAAAAUAUAUUUGGAGUAGUUGGUUCAACCACAUCAACAUGUUUGCUUUUUGUAUAUCCUGGACUAUUUUAUCUUAAACUUAACAGAGAGGACUUUAUAUCACCACAGAAACUUGGGGCAUGUGCCUUGGUUAUUUUUGGCAUUUGUGUUGGCCUUCUCAGUUUGGUUCUAAUAAUUUUCAAUUGGGUUGAUCAGUAACAGCUAUUGACACUGUCUGAACUGAACUUCAGGAGGACAGCAAGAACCAGAGAGGUGCCAACACUGCUGCAGUGAGUGCUGGACAUCCCAAAGGAACACUGACCAAAGCUGCCAAGGAAGAAGUAAAGCUCUUUUCAGCUCCAUUACUGAUGGUCCUUCUUUAAUCUUGAGUCACUCUUCAGUUACUGGACAAUUCAUCUUUGCCACUCUAAAAUAUGAGUUAUGAUGAUAUAAUAAGGACAGGUAAAAAGAUGUCAGGAAUUUCUGCAAUGCAAAAAUGGUUUAGGGCACAAGAUGAACAAAACAGAAACUUGAAAUAACUUGUCCUUUCAAAACAACAAGGUGCAUAGACAUUACAUCAGUCUUUUUAUGCAGAAUGUGAUAUAUGCACAUAGGAUAGUGCACAUUGUCCUAAUCCUUGAAAGAUUUCUGUUGCUUGACUAAUUUCCAAAAUUUCAGCCAGUUCACAGUAAGAUCUUGUUGAUUCCAAGUGUUUACCCUAAUUUAUCCUAAGAUGGACCCAAAGACCAACUGCCUUAGCUCAGUUUAAUGGGCAUGUCAUGAUAAUACUUGUUAAUUGUUUUUUAAAAUACAGUUUUUCUAUGUCAGCACACUUGAAUCAUCCUGAUGUGAUUUUUAAAUUAGCAGACUUUGCCCAUCAAGCAUAAUAGCUUUUAGUAGCAUUUUGUUUUGAUGUUUUCAUUUUGCUGUUAAUAAUAGACAUUUUUCAAUUGGAAAUUGCAAUACUUGAGUAUUCCUCCAAGUGAAAGACUCUUCUCUUUUUCUUAUUCCCAUUUUUACAAAUCUUUCAGGUUUGAACUAAAGUGUUUCUAUAUUUUAUGUUCUUUUGUGUAUCAGAGAAGAUUUGGGCUUAAAAGAUGAAAAUCUGCCUCUGUUGAAAACAAAGGGAAAUUUUACUUUUAUGGAACCUUAAUUUUACCUCAGAUGUCUAUGAACUUCCAUGUAGUCUUUUGUAAUUCCUUAUUUUUUAGCCCCCUGAAUGUGAAUGCAAUUCUUAACACCAGCUGGGCUUUUUUGGAAAUGGUAUUGGGUACCCACAAGAAAAAUUCCUCAUUUUAGUAGAUUGAAAGCAGUGGCUGAGACCAUGGGGAGGUUUUUAGCAUUUGCUUCUAUCAGGUGGGAUCUGAUGGCCCUAAAGUGGCCAUAUCUCCUCAGAGAUUUCAUGCCUAAGGAAGCAAAGGCUGAUUGAUCCUCUCCUGUCUAAAGGGGAGGAACAGCAAAUAGCAGAGUUGGAAUCACCUUCUCUAUUCCUGAUUUCUCAUGCCAGCAGAUCACUUGACUCUCUCAGGGUCCAGAAGUUACUUUUCAUUUUUGAUGGGUGGCCUGAAGGCACCAGGUGGUGCAGGCUAGUACUGCUUCAGAAAUCCUUUUUGCUUGGAAGUAUCCUUCUCCCUAGGAGUUUAAUUUAGAAAUAGACACACGUGGUGAGGCCAGGGAGCUAACUCAGAAAUUUUGGUAGGAUCCCAAAGAAAAAGAUCCCUGGAAAAGACUGCAGUUAUUUUUAUUAAAAAGUUUCUAGAAGAGGUUUCUUGUGUUCCAUGUAGUAGUUUGGCAGUACCAGAAACAGCACAUCCACACCUGGCCAGGAGUUCCCAGCUCCUCCUGUGGCACUGGCUCCUGUCAGCAUGUUUACCCAGCAGAAAACCAAGGUGACCCUGAGAUGUGCCAUUAUCUGCCUAAAAAGUGAACUUUUUUGCCAAUUCAAUUUUCCAAUUCAAACUCCCUUGUUUUUCCAAUUUAUUUUUUUCCAAUUCAAACUCCUGCUAACCAGUUGUAGGUGCUUUCCUGCCUGUGGCUGCCCUUUGAUAGCUGAGUCUCAUGGGCUUUGUUACACUGCAGGGAUUCAGAUGCUCAUGGAAUCUCUGGCACUGUUGUAGAAAACUAAAUAUAUACCUUGUAAAAGUGUACCUUGAGUCAGCACUGACAGCUGUACAUCAGGAAGUGAUUUUCUGACUGACUGAACCAAAACUUCUUUGGAAAACAGGAGAUCUUAGAUUGAUGAGAAUGAACUCAGGAUUUUUGUCAGACACUAGAAUUUAGGGAGUGUAUUUAUUAGAAAUUUUAUGGAAAUUAUUUCUCAUUUAUUAUCUGCUCUUGUAGCAUACUGUUGAGUAGUACUGGUAGGUCAUUCCUGCAGUCACUUUUAUUUUAAACUCUAACCAGUAAUGCUUAAGUCUGAAUACUUAGAUUAUCUGUGAGGGACAGAAAGCUGGCAAAGCUUUGCUGAGCUUUUGCUCUUCCCUCCUCUCCCUGAAAAAGCUGAGUCUCACUGUACUGCUCUGUUGCCCUUGGGCAGUUUGGUUUGUGUGCAUCAUCUUGAAAGUGUGACUGAAAAAAUACCUGAAAUACAGUGUUCAUUUUACAGUGGAUUCCUGUAGUGGUGCAGAAAUCACUACAGUAUUGUUUUAAUCCUUGGGUAUUAUCCUAACUAGCCUGGCUGCUGACUGACUGUCCUGACAGGUAGACUUUGGAAUGAAGAAUUGCAGUGUGUGAAGUUGAUGAGGAUGAAUGGAAGCAACUCACAGCUCUGCUGAGCUCUGGUAUUACAUUUUGGCUGCAGAAAGGAGAGCACAGAGGUUUACAGAGUGCCUGUUACCUUUCAUCUGAAAAAAAAAACAAAACUCUAGAAAUGCUGCUACUUCUGAGUUUCUGUAGUUCAUAACUUAAAAUAUAGAGGGAGGAGAGAGGGGCAGAAAAAGAAUUUCUGUUCCCAAAUUUAGAAGGUAUGAGUGUUGUCCACAAUGAAAAACCAGAGUAAUUUAUCCUUCUCAUCUCCCACAGCUGUGCUGUGCAUUGUGUCUCUCAAGGGCUUUUCUACAAUUGUGCACUUCCAUGAAGUUUUUGAGCAGAAGAGGCCUCCAGUGUGGAACUCUCAGUUCAUUUAAAUGCUGACAAAUACUUUCUUCAUUAUUCUUGCAUACAGAUAUUUUUUCUUCCAAAUUUCCAGAUUUAUGAAUUUCAGUGAUGCUACUUUAUUGCCUGUCAUCAGCAUUUUCCAACCCUCCCCACUGAAGACUUGACAAGAAUGGAUGAAGGGACUCACAGCAUUUCUGAACUCACUUGGAAAGGUUCCCUUUCCCCAGUUGAGCAGGAAGAACAAUGUGAGAGAUGAAAAUUAAUUGGUUGCCUUUGAUUUAUUUUCUCUUUUUCUCCUAUUUUCAUUCCUUGUCCAUUUGGAGGCUGCUCAAGUUUCAGCUGGACUGUGGUAAGCUGGGUGUGAAGAGUGGUUUUUGUAACCAGCAUGGCAGGAAGGAGACUGCUAAACAACAGUGCUCAAAACUAGGAUUAUUGUGGAACUCCUUUCCUAGUUAGAUUUAAUUUAACACUUUACCUGAAAUUAUUGUUUUCCAGUUGAUUUUGAUGUUGAAACCGUUCAGUGCAGCUGCUCUCCAUACAAAGAAACCUUCGCACAUGUUUAAUCUUACUGCCAGUGGGAGAGAAUUUUCAAUAUAAAAGUGCUGUGUAAUUCCUGCAGUUUGUGGUGGUGGUCUUGGUAUUUGUGUGCUUCAGUAGUGUUCAUCCAGCCAUGCUUCAUGUGGAAAUGGAAUUCCCAAAAGAAAUUAAUAAUCUGGAUGUAAAAAUUGCCCAGCUCAUGUCAAACAUGUGUGUCGUACAACAGAUUUUCUGUUCUGAGUUCUCCUUGCCUCAGAGUCGCUGUGGAACAGCCAGAGCAUGUUCCAAAAAAUGACCAGCAAAAAAUAAAGAAUGGUUUACACUCUA